GGCUAUAGAUGUGGACAUGGCUUUUUUUGAGCCCAAAAUGAGAGACAUACUUGAGCAGAACUGCACCAGUGACAAUGACUGCAACUUCUUCGACUGCAUUUCCAAGUGUGAUAAAGCUAAAAACAGAUGUGGGCCAAAACGCAGUAACAGUAACCUUCAGGUGAUCUGUGAGAAGAUCUUCAGGCCUUGGUUUUCUCCCACGCUGCUCGGUGCUAAAGCGGGGCUACCCCUGCAGGUGGCGCUGCAGCGAGCCGUGCAGGAGUGCGCUGAGAUAGACGGCGGGGAGGACGCCAAACGUUCGUGGGCUGUGAGAAAACAGCUACAGGAUCUGCUCGUGGAGCUCAUUCAGGAGGACACGGGAAACCAGGGUGAAGGCCAGGAACACAAGAUGAGACGCGUCCAUACGGCACUUAAUUUCUGAAUUAACUCUCGAAAUGGCUACGAAAGAACAAACCUAUUCAUGUGAAAUUCUGAAGAACAUCUCAGAUGACUAUUACAGUCGAGAUUACGGCUGUUUUCCAACAGCCAGAUACAUUAGCAUAGCUGUUUACUGCUAAUAUUCAAAAUGUCUGUUAACCCUCUGGUGCUGUUCGGUCAUUUUUA
This is a messenger RNA of Sinocyclocheilus grahami, 603 nucleotides long. Its product is annotated as protein FAM69C-like. The record is from RefSeq and is a predicted model, not a curated record. NCBI's taxonomy places the organism in Eukaryota, Metazoa, Chordata, Actinopteri, Cypriniformes, Cyprinidae. The transcript is spliced from 2 exons. The coding region runs from base 17 to 421 and encodes 134 amino acids.